AUGUAUCUAAUGUAUUAUUUAAACGAAAAAAAUGAGCGAGUGUAUACGCUGAAUAAAACGUCCCCAGAUGGCAAACCGACGAUCUCUGCCCACCCGGCCAGGUUUUCCCCGGACGACAAAUAUUCCCGCCAGAGGGUUCUGUUGAAAAAGAGAUUUGGGCUACUAUUGACCCAGCAACCAAAGCCAAUAAUUUAA
Molecule: messenger RNA, 195 nt
Organism: Helobdella robusta
Lineage: Eukaryota; Metazoa; Annelida; Clitellata; Rhynchobdellida; Glossiphoniidae
Exons: 2
Coding region: 1-195 (64 amino acids)
Biological process (GO): rRNA pseudouridine synthesis; snRNA pseudouridine synthesis; positive regulation of telomerase RNA localization to Cajal body
Cellular component (GO): box H/ACA telomerase RNP complex; box H/ACA snoRNP complex
Molecular function (GO): box H/ACA snoRNA binding; telomerase RNA binding
Source: RefSeq, a predicted model, not a curated record